UCGAGGGCCCAGUCGGGAUAUUGUAUGUUACAACUGUUUGGAAAAGGGGCACUAGCUCGGGAAUGUGCAAAUGCUAGGGAAAAGGCAGAUGGACCGGAAAUUAAUAAAGGGAAAUCGAGGAGUAACGGUUCGGGAAACGAAUCAGGACCAUCGGAGAAAUGGCAGCCGACCGUCGGUCCAGUCUACUCAGUAGGCUGCAUGGGACGGAAUGAUUGUGAAUUCCUCAAGCUAAGAGUGAACAUUAGCAAGAGAGGUGAGUUGUUUUUGCUCAUAUACUCGGGAGCCGACAUUAGUGUCCUCAAGGGAGAGAAACUGAUAGAAUCAACAGAAUAUGACCCAGAAAGAAAAGUAAGGGUGAAAAGCGUAAGCGGAUCCCUGAUAGAAACACAUGGAGUGAUAGAGGCUGAGAUUAACCUCGCGAAUAGUUCGAUUACGCACGAGUUUCAGUUAGCGAAAAAGCAGAUAGAUAUUCCUUGUGACGGGAUAUUAGGAAGGGAUUUCUUUCAAAAUGCAAAGGCACAAAUAUGUUAUGACAUUCAAUGCAUUAAGCUAAAUGAGGAGAUGAUCAAGAUGGUGAAUGCUAACCAAACAGAAAUCGCGAAGACAGAAAAGAUGCGAGAGACCAGGAACAUGAUCCUACCGCGGAGAUUGGAAUGUGUUGUCAAGCUGCCGGUGAAGCAAGGGUCGCCAUUAGUGGGGAUCCUAGAUAAAUGCGAAAUUCAAGAAGGAGUUUUUAUGGCAGGGUCAUUAACCAAAGUGAUACACGGUUAUGGGAUAACUAGCAUUUUAAAUACGAACGACGAGGAGGCAGAAAUUCAGGAGCCCUUAGUAGAAUUAAACGAGGUCGAACCAGUAGAGUAUUCCAGAGGAGCGACUGAAGAAAAGCGAAAGGAUAGGGAAAAGAGAAUCUUGGAACAGCUGAGAUUAGAUCAUCUGAAUGAUGAAGAAAAGAGAUUAUUGAUAGGGACGUGUCAAGAUUAUCAAAACGUGUUCUAUUUGUCGGGAGACAUUUUAAGUAGCACGCAGGCAACCCGUCAUUCCAUACACGUCGAGCCAGGGACCGAACCAAUAAGGCCUCUUUUAUACUUGCAUGCCGCAUGCCACAUGCCACAUGCCAGGCGGGUGUAUUAACAUUGUUUAAAUGGGACCCUUUCAUACUUACCUGCUCGCGUCGAGCGGUCACUUUCACCCGCGCGGCAUGCGGCUGAGGCGUGUCGGGACGGGCGUGCGGCCAUCACCGCCUAGCGUGUCCCGCCACGCGGUUGGGACCAAUACCUAACGGGAGUUUUUAUACUUCAUGCUACAUGCCAAGCGGUUGGGUUCAGUUCAGUUCAGAUUAGCUUGUAGUCUUGCAAAGUGCUAGCUUGGAGAAUGGAUGCAAUUGAUACAGAGGUGCUGAUUAGUGAAGUGCAAUCUAGACCUAUGUUAUGGAACCCAGGAAAGGAAGACUACAAAAACCGAGAUCUGCGGAAUAAAGCGUGGGAAGAGAUUUGUAGCAAUAUCAUCCCUACAUUUGAUGAAGCUGAUGACAAUCUAAAGAAAAAAUUAGUUGAAAAAGUUCGUUCCAGAUGGAAAUCCUCAAGGGAUUCCUACAUGAAGGCGAAGGGAAAAGUUAAAGUUCUGAAAUCUGGGUCAGCGCCAUGCAAGGCAAUUAGAUACAUAUAUUAUGAACAAAUGCAAUUUCUAGACAAAAUACAACAAAGGUCUACCAUUUCUAACUUUGAACAAGCUGCAGAAGAUGAGGAUAUUAGUGAAGUUUUUCAUAAUAGUGAAACUAACGAAGAUGACAUUCGUGAUGACGAUUCAGAUGCUCAAGAUGCAGCCAGAAGGAAGUUCACCGAAUCUGUCAAGAAUCGGGAGAAAAAGAAACAAAAACUGGACGAUUUUGGUGAAAACCUUCUGGCUCUAUUAAAAAGCAGCAAAGAAACAGAAGAAGACGCUGACCGGGCAUUCUUGUUAUCCCUGCUCCCACAUGUCAGAGGGUUUGACGAAGAUCAAAAACUGGAUUUCCAAAGUGGGGUACUACAAUUGAUAACGAAAAUAAAACGAGGAAAUUAUGCACCGCCCACUCCAAUUGGUUCUCAUGCCUCAUAUCCGCAAUAUCAUUCAUAUAAUCCAGAUCCAUCCCAAAUCAUUUACAGCCACAAACAACAAUCUGAUCCAGGUCCAUCCAUAAGAGAGAAUGAACAUUUUUGAAAGAUAAAACUGCCUCUCGAGUAGUGCUCAGCUCCAUGGAGUUAGUUAGUUAAUUAGUUAGUUUAAACUUCUAAAUAUAAUGUAUUUGUUUAUGUGAUAAUUAAAAUAAUGUUUCAAUAAUCUGACCUUGGAGGUUUUAAUUGUACUUUCUAUGUCUAUAUGAAACAGAAAAUAAGCUUACCUCAGAGUUACACAAAGUCUCUCCAUUGGACUAAUGGGCAUGGAGUGGGUCCUUGUAAUACGAAAAUGACUUUCAACUUUCCCAAAUAAUUCGUCGAAUGUUUUGGGGCUCAUCCUAAAAUAAUUGAAGAACUUUAUUUCAUCUUCUCGUAAGUCAGCGUACAGGGUUAUGAAAGCUCCUUUCAAGUCUCUUUGGAUGUUGAGAGGAUGAACACUGAAACGCCUUUUCUUCUUUUCUUUUCUUGCCAUCUUCUCAUACAGGUAUGCAGCAGCGACCGCUUUAGUUGCGAACCCUGCCAUGGCA
Cryptotermes secundus is the source of this 2680-nucleotide messenger RNA. RefSeq lists its product as uncharacterized. The transcript is spliced from 2 exons. Bases 25 to 1131 code for a protein of 368 amino acids. NCBI's taxonomy places the organism in Eukaryota, Metazoa, Arthropoda, Insecta, Blattodea, Kalotermitidae. The record is from RefSeq and is a predicted model, not a curated record.